Messenger RNA from Bufo gargarizans (Asiatic toad), 2188 nucleotides. RefSeq names its product interferon-inducible GTPase 5-like. The coding region runs from base 132 to 1319 and encodes 395 amino acids. The record is from RefSeq and is a predicted model, not a curated record. Gene Ontology annotation, cellular component: membrane. The transcript has 2 exons. Lineage: Eukaryota; Metazoa; Chordata; Amphibia; Anura; Bufonidae. Gene Ontology annotation, molecular function: GTPase activity; GTP binding.
CGACCAGUCACAACUCGUCCGGAGUUCAUUUACUGGAAAUCGAGAAUAGAAACUGAGAUCUGACAGCAGUGAAAUCAUUUAUAAGAAAUCUGUGGGCAAACAGCAGCAGUCAGAGAGCUAAAACAGACAAGAUGAAUCCACAGGAAGAAUUUUCUGGAGCUGAAGUGCAAGAGAUAAAGUCCUACAUACAAGAUGGAGAUCUCAGCGGCGCCAUUGAAAGAAUAAAGAGUUAUUUACAGAGUUUGGAAAACGCUACUUUGAACAUUGCAGUAACGGGAGAGUCGGGGACUGGGAAAUCCACUUUUAUCAAUACUUUCCUUGACUUGAGUGAUGAAGAUGGUGCAAAAACAGGAGUGGUGGAGACCACAAUGAAUCCAGAGGCUUACUCCCAUCCAAAAUAUAGAAAUGUCAAGUACUGGGACCUUCCAGGGAUAGGAACACCGAAUUUUAAGGCAGAAGAUUAUCUCCAUAAGGUCCAUUUUGCCAACUAUGACUUUUUCAUCAUUAUUGCAUCUGAACGCUUCAGGGAAUGUAACAUCCAGCUUGCUCAGGCUGUGCAGGCCAUGAAGAAAAAAUUCUAUUUUGUAAGAUCAAAAAUUGGGCAAGACAUGUAUUCUUCUAAAAAGAAAAAGGGCAAGACGUUCCAUGAGGAGACUAUACUGAAAGAGAUCAGGAAAGACUGCCUUAAAUGUUUUCAGAAAGAAAAUAUUAACAACCCUACGGUUUUUCUUCUUGACUGCUUGGAGAAAGGCAAAUAUGACUAUGAUCUACUGCAAGAAGUUAUGGAGAGGGAACUUCCGAAUCAGAAGAGACAUGUCUUCCUGAUGUCCUUGCCUAAUAUUUCUCUAUCUGUGCUAGAAAAGAAGAUGGAGGCUUUGAGACAGCAGAUAUGGAAAAAGGCGACCCUGUCCUGUGCCGCCGCUGCGCUGCCUAUUCCGGGCCUGGGUAUCGCAUGUGAUCUCACCAUUCUGGUGAAGACUAUGAGAGAAUAUCAAACCGUAUUCGGCUUGGAUGAAGGCUCCCUCAACAAAUUAUGCCAACUUUCGGGUAAAAGCAUGAGCAAUUUGAAAUCGGUGCUCAAGUCCCCCCAAGUGAUUGGAGAAUUAAAUAAAGAGAUUGUCAUUAAAAUGAUUUCGAAGGGAACCAUGGGGGCGGUCAUGCUGGCUGAACAUCUGAAAAGCAGCAUUCCCAUGUUUGGCUCCUUGGCAGCAGGAGGCCUCUCGUAUGUGAUGACUUAUAAGAUGCUGAAAGGAUUCUUGUUAGAAUCCGCUCAGGAUGCACAAAGGGUUCUUAUAAAAGCCUCAGAAGAUCAAGUGUAAUGAAUGGAAAGUAGAAAAGAGAAACAGAACUGCUCCGGAUAUCUUGUGCAUGCGCAGUUGACUCCUACUUCCCUGGUACACUUGCUUCAGCUUCAUCGGUGGUUGGGACAGAGCUUCCCAUUGAGAUGAUUUUGCUGAAACAGAGCUCUUGCAGAAGUCGGGCAAGGCAGUGACUGAACUCUGCCUCAGGUGUCAGCUAGACAGGACUCUGUCACUAUCUCUCCUGACUUCCAGUGCAUGAUCCAAGAUGAAGUCAGAGUAAGUACACCCGGUUUCACAGCACAUGCUGACACUGGACCCUCUUUGGCUUGUCAAUCACUCAUAUGAACAGAACUGAGUCAAGGUAGCCCCACAGAACAGCAUUUUGAAGAGGCCACGGCGGUGAGGUGAGUGCCGUGGCCUCUUCCAUAAGCCAGUGACAUCACAAUUAUCAGUCACAUGAGUUAUGUGCAGUUUAGUCCCAUUCAAGUGAAAAGGCCUGGGAUGCAAUACCAACCCCAGCCACUAUAUAAUGUACAGUGCUGUGCUUGGUAUUCUGUGAGGAGGCCGAUAAACAUGACGUCACUGGCCCAGGAAGUGGCCGCAGGGCUCACAACCUCUUCAAAUAGCUGAUCGGUGGUGAUGCCGGGUGUUGGAUUCCCACCAAUCUGAUAUUGAAGACCUAACUGAAGGACAAACCAUUAAUAUUCUACUCCCGUAAAACCUCCUUAAAGUAUCUAAUAUUAACAGACAAGGUCGCCAUGUAUAGUUGGGUCUAUAGAGACAGCUUCUUCUGGAGGAGAGCCAUUUUGGAGGCCAUAUUAAUAUCAACACCUUCAAGACUGAAAAGCAAAGUCUGUGAAUAUCAAUAAAGUUGUAUCAUAAGAGGA